Myripristis murdjan (pinecone soldierfish) is the source of this 4515-nucleotide messenger RNA. It is a transcript of the gene cep120, whose product is annotated as centrosomal protein 120. Gene Ontology annotation, biological process: positive regulation of centriole elongation; interkinetic nuclear migration. Bases 187 to 3207 code for a protein of 1006 amino acids. The transcript has 20 exons. The record is from RefSeq and is a predicted model, not a curated record. Gene Ontology annotation, cellular component: centrosome. Lineage: Eukaryota; Metazoa; Chordata; Actinopteri; Holocentriformes; Holocentridae.
AAACAAAAUGGGUGGCGCCAAAGCUUGACAACAAAGCGGCGGCUGCUGCUGCUGCUGCAACGGACAGCAAACAAACCUCAGCGGAGUUUAGUGAAUUUAAGGAGAUAAACUGCGCCGAAACGCGGAGAAGUUAAGUUGAAUGAGAUUUAAACCGAAGCGCCGGAAGUUUCCAGAACAGACGCGGACAUGGCCUCGAAGACGGACCAACUGCUCAUCGUCGUGUCGAUCCUGGAAGGGCGUCAUUUCCCGAAGAGCCAGCGCCACAGUCUGGUGGUGGAGGCUCGCUUCGACGGCGAGCAGCUGGCGACGGACCCGGUGGAUCACAGAGAGCAGCCUCAGUUCAGCACGGAGCUGGCCUGGGAGCUGGACCGCAGGACGCUGCACCAGCACAGGCUGCAGAGGACUCCCAUCAAGCUUCAGUGUUUUGCUGUGGACUCUGUCAGUAAGAGCAGAGAGUGUGUGGGAUACAUCGUCCUGGACCUGAGGUCCGCACAGGAACUCAAACAGGAGCCUCGCUGGUACCCGCUUCUGAGCAGUAAAUACACCAAGCAGCGUCCGGCCCUCCUGCUCGGCCUGGUGCUGGAGAGCGACUCCAAGCCGUCCGAGCCGUCUCCUGAUAGGUUCAGAGCCAAGAAAGCCCCGCCCCGCCAAGGCUCUCCGGCGCUGGCCGAGCUGCUUCCAGAGAAGCUGGAGGCGGUGCUGGUCCAGGAUCAGGGUUACCAUCAGGUCGGACCUCCUGAUCACUGCACCGACAUGUUCAUCCUGUCUGUCACUGUGGCGUUUGCCACCAAACUGGAGCAGUUGGUCCCCACCACCGUGAAGCUGUCUGCCGAGGGGUCAGACUUCUUCUUCUACUACUCUUUACUGGGGAACGACAUCACCAGCGAGCCUUUCCACAACCUGCUGAGCCCCGCCUUCGAGCCGGAGCGCGCCUCUGUACGCAUCCGCAGCAGCAAGCAGAUCCUCCAGACCUUCCUGUCACAGCAGCCCAGUUUACAGGUGCACCUCUGCUGUGGAAAUCGCUCUCUUGGAAGUACAGAUGUUUCCUUGUCGGCUCUGUGUGCGGGCUGCCUCGAGCUGGAGAGCAAGGCAGCGACAGUGGAGGGAGCGUUUGUACUCCAACCUCCCAGACGAGUCAAACAGAAGCUGCCGGCUCUGCCUGCCGACCUGCAGCCCACACUGGGCGUGUCUGUCAGCCUGAGGAGGGAGGACGCUCAGCUGUCAGGGAACAACGAAGGAGCAGUCGGACCUGAGAUCUCCUCUCUUGGUCCAUCCCUGCUCCCUCCCUCAGCUCCUCCUGCAGGACAGAGGCCUCGCACCCCGUCUCCGGUCCCACAGCCCCCUAACGCUCCCUCCUCCUCUGCUCCUGCGCCUCCUGCUGGGCUUCAGCCUCCUCCUCCUCUUCCUCCUGCUUCCUCCCACACAGAGAGCGACGCAGAGAGUCUGCAGGAGGAGCAGCAGCGAGGCAGAGAAUCGGCCAGACCGGCAGCUGCAGGGAGUGAUCCUGCCGUGCAGCCGCAGGGCCGGUCGGAGGCAGCGGCUUCCUCUGUCAGUGUUUCUGCUCCAAAGGUUUCCAUCCCCGCCUCAACUCAUCACUUCUGCUUCUCCCUGGACCUGCGCAGCCUGGGAAGCCUCAGCCUGACACACCCUGUCGCCGCCACGCUCAGGUAUUCGUACCACUUCUUCGGCAGCGCGGCUCCCAUCAUGACGAACCCUCCCGUGGAGCUGCAGAGGAACAUGCAGGUGUUUCUGCCUCAGUCCUACUGCGCCUUCCACUUCGCCGCCCUGCCGCAGCAACUGCAGGAUACGUUCCACAGGGUGCCUCUGGUGGUGGAGAUGUGGCACAGAGACUCCAACAGCAGAGACCAGCUGGUGGGAACAGCCUCCAUCCAGCUGUCUGACCUGCUGAGAGCCGACAAGACCAGGUCCCUGGGGUCGGCUGGAGAGCUGGGCUGGAGACAGACUCACCAGGACAGGAUACCUGUGCUCACAACACACAGUGAGAAGGUGGCAGAGCUGUACUGUGUAAUGACACUAGAGGACCUGGGAUUGGUUAAAGCCAAAGAGAUCAUCGUCUCUGACUCUUCACAGGAUGGAGCAGAGCGGCCACCCGGCUCCGGGACAUGGAGCGUCCCCUGUCCCCCCGGCCUCCAGACCCCGGCCCCCACCCUGCCUCCCGCCCCGCUGCCCUCCGCCCCGUCCAGAGACACCCUGGAGUAUCGCACCGCCCUGGAGCUGGAGCUGUGGAAGGAGGAGCAGGAAGAUCUAUUCGACAACCAGCUGAGGAAGAAGGAGCAGAGCCACAUGCAGGCGCUGGCAGAGGAGUGGAGCAGGAGAGACCGAGAGAGAGAAGCUCUGGUGAAGAAAAAGGAGGCGGAGUACAGUCUGUUGGAGGAGCAGCUGCAGAAAACCUUGUCUGAUCUGGAGAAGAGAGAGAAGCAGCUGGCUCAGGCAGAGAUGGAGACGGCGAGGCUGCAGAAGGAGCUGCGGCUCGGACACGAGCUGACGCAGAAGGAGCUGCAGGAGAGCAGCAGGAGGCUGCAGCUGGACUGUGACCACCGGGUGGCGCUGGAGAGAGAUAAAGUCCAACUGAUGGAGGAGGAGAGAGCCAGGCUGCUGCAGCAGAUUGCAGACGGUGAGUUGAAGUAUAAGCAGCUUGAAAAAGAGUUCCAGCUGUUUAGGGAGCAGCAGAACAUCAGACCUGAGAUCAGACUGCAGUCAGAGAUCAACCUGCUCAGCCUGGAGAAGGUGGAACUGGAGCGGAAGCUGGAGUCCACCACCAAGUCCAAACUGCACUACAAGCAGCAGUGGGGUCGAGCCUUGAGAGAGCUGGCCAGGUUCAAACAGCGGGAGCAGGAGAACGCCAUGAGUCGUCUGAAGAAGCAGCAGGCGGAGCUCGAGGCCAUGAGGCUGCGUUACCUAGCAACCGAGGAGAAGGAGGCGGUCCGAACGGAGCGACAGGAACUGGACGAGAUCAGGAACGAACUCAACAGGCUGAAACAGCAGGAUGACAGCAGAGUCGGCCCCGCCUCCUCCCUCUUUGGCCCCGCCCCCGCCGCUAACGAGAGCGCCGACGAGCACCUGAGUCGCCUGUUGGAGGAGAGAGACACUCUGCUGCGGACCGGAGUUUACACCCACGACGACCGCAUCAUCUCCGAGCUGAACCGACAGAUCCAGCAGGCCAUGACCGAGAGGGGAAACGUCUGAAGCCCAAAACACAUCCACCGAGCCGCGGAUUUUACACCAAACUUUUAAAAAUGCUACCAAAAAAAAAAAAAAAAAAUCAAAUCUGCUGCAAGUUAGGUGCCUUUCCAUCAGCUGGAUCGAAGUGAGUAGAUCCUGAACGUCAGACAGACUCUGACAGCAGAUCGCUGCUGAGGAAGUUCUUCUUCUUUAGUGUCAUGUGAUGCUGCUUUAACGUCACAUUUUCACCCCAAGACAAAAUAAAAAAUUCUCCUGGAAAUAUUCUAAUGUCCCCGGUAACAGCCAAACAGCCAUGACUGAGACUUUUCUUACACUCACCACUCCACCGCCAGAAAGUUUUCAAAAAAAAAAAAUAUCAGUCUGACAGUCAGCAGUUUAUUAAAUCAGCAGGUUUUAUUUUAUUUUCCAGUUUAGAGGGACAUUUUGUAUUUUUGUCCAUCAGUUUUGACGUUAUCACUCUGACAUGCUGCAGAGGUAAGUCCUGGAAAACUGUCUUAAAUGAUAAAAAGUCUCCUCAGUACGGUUAAAAGUUCCAUUUUAACCUUAAAUUCAGCCGGACAGUUUUGUAAAUGUUCCAGCAUGAUUUUUUUUUGGUUGACAACGUCGCCCUUUAACAGCGACACACAGGAUGUUCUGAUGUUUUAUUUGAUCUGCCGCAUCACUUUAACAUUUACAGCAAUAAUUCACAGCAGCAUUAAUAGCGUCUGAUUGAACUUAAAAGCCUUUCAGCUGUGGAAAACCACUCAUUUACACAAACUGAAGAGAAGAUUGUGUGAAUAUUUUUUGAAGUUUUUAAAUUCUUCUUCACAUAAAUCUUCACACGCUGCUCACAGCUGAUGGUGGACCAGCCCAGCAGGAAACUGGAGGUUGUUUUUUUUUUAAUGUACCAGGACUCAGAUGAUGACUUCAGCUCACAGUAACAAGAGUGAGAGGAGCAUCGAGUUUUUUUUUUUUCUUCUCACUGAACACAUUGAGAGUUCAGAGCAACAGGAGUGCAGAGCAGGUUUUCAGAAACGUGGCCCGACUUUGAUCGACCGCUCUACGAUACACACACACAUUAAAAAGGCACUAAAUAGAUCAGAAGAGAUUUUAAUUCAUUUGUAGAUCUUGUUUUUGUCUUUAAAAAAAAAAAAAAAGGCCAUCCUGCGCCCUCCCAGUUGUCGUGUGCAGCACCUCAGCGUGUCUGCAUCCUCAGCUGGACUGAAACAGCUGCAGUCGCUCCCGACCCCGUGGGUGAAUUUGUGAAUUUUGGUGAACCAGUCAGAUUCUUCUCCAGUCAGAUUGACCGAGCCAGUUCUCCUGCUGGGACAC